GAAUUUUGCUGGUUCACCUACAAACCCUCAAAUUGCACCUGCUUAGCUUUUCAUCAUUUAGGUCUUCUGGGUGCCACUUUCAGGAGGGAGGGUAAGGUUGUGACAUGAGGGGGAUCAUCACUUCUUCCUGAGCUGACCUCUCAGACUCUGAUAAUGCCUCUCUGACACUCUGGAUUAUUGUAUUUCUAUUUAACUCACACAUCAGCUACUUCUGAGCAGCGGGCACACGCUUUGAAAUUACAACAAAGGAAGAUAUACGCAGAAAUUUCAAAUCAUCCAAGCGCCAACUGCAAGCUGUGUUAGUAACAUAAACAAAGACCCACAUACACACACUUCUCCAGGGACGAUGAUGUGCUCUCGCUUGCGCCCCUCACUCUCUCACCUCUUGUCGCUGAGGCUGCUGGGUACUGCAGCCCCCAGGACGGCGGCUGCCAGGCGGUCCGACCUUCUCUCAGCGACUCUGGCCUUUGAGGAUCCCAGUGCCUUCAGGGUGAAGAGUUUGGGUGAGCUGCUCCGUGCUCUGGGAAUCUUCCGCCUCUGCUCCUUCCCUGUGCUGGUUAACCACUGUGGGAAGCUAAUGUCUGUAGCACGCACCUUCCUGGGGAGGAGGGGGUUUUCCUUGCUGCUGCGGCCCACUGUAUAUGCUCAGUUUGUGGCCGGAGAGAAUGAGAGAGAGAUCUCUCAGUCCAUGGAGAAGAUGAGCUUGCUGGGGCUGAGGCCCAUGCUGGCGGUACCUAUCGAGGAGGAUCUUGGAGAAAGCACAGGAGAGAAGAGAUAUGAUGACAACAUGGAGGCCAUGCUGGAAUGUGUGCAAAUGUCCCACAGCAACGCCUGGAGCAGAGACCCCAUGAUGCAGCUGAAGAUCACAGCCUUGCUCAGCCCGGAGCUGUGUGUGAAACUCACAACCCUGAUCGCAAAACAACCAUAUGACCUGAAUCUCGUUGUGAGAGCCAUGGAUGGAGAGCCAAUCAGUUUCCCCGGUUUAGAUGAAAGUGAAGUCGCCCACUUCCUCUGUGGUCUGCAGAGACUCAACAAAAUAGCAGAGGCUAGUGUAAACAAAGUCCGAGUCCUGGUUGAUGCAGAGUACACCUACAUGAACCCCGCCCUCUCUCUUGUCACCAUGGCGAUGAUGAAGAAGUUUAACAAAGAUGGUGCCUGGAUUUGGAACACAUAUCAGUGUUACCUGAAGGAGUCCAGGUCCCUCCUGUUAGACGCUCUGUGUCUGUCCAAGAACGAGGGUUUCUGUCUGGGAGUCAAGCUGGUACGCGGAGCCUACAUGGACAAAGAGAGGAAGCUGGCAGAGAAAGAGGGUUGUCUGGACCCCAUCCACCAGUGCUGGGAGGACACCAAUGACAGUUAUAACGGCUCUCUGGAUGUGAUGCUGGAAGUCAUAUCCCAGAAACCCGAGCGCUACAGGAUCAUAGUCGCCACUCACAACGAGGAGUCAGUAAGACGAGCCGCCAAACGGAUGGAAGAGUUGGGGAUAGACAAAGAUGGAGGUGCAGUGUGUUUCGGCCAGCUGCUGGGCAUGUGUGAUCACGUUUCCCUCACUCUUGCUAAGGAGGGUUACGCUGUGUACAAGUCAGUACCAUACGGCUCAGUGGAGGACACGCUGCCCUACCUGGUGCGUCGGGCUCAGGAGAAUCGCACUGUGUUGCAGGGAAUCCGCAAAGAGAGGGACCUACUGAGGAAAGAGCUCCGUCGGAGACUCCGCCUGAGCAAGUAGGCCACCAGCACAGAGAGGAGACACACAUGAAGCUAGUGGUGUGAGAGUUGGUGUUAACACCCACACUAAUGUUGCCAAUUAGGAAACGUGUAGAAUAAAAAAGCCACAUGAGAACACUUGAACAAAAGGACAGUUUUAAACCCUUGUAUACUUACAUGUCUCUUGAUAUGUGAUUAUAAUACCCAAAAAACCCAUAUGAACGCUAUAGCUCUAAACAAUGGUUUGAUGUUUGAUGGACAAAUUGUAUAAAAAUGCAUUUCAAUACAUGUGAUAUUGCUGCUGUACACUGAAAACUGUCAAUGUCUCUUUUAUAGUAAUAAACUACACAGAUGUAUGGAA
Molecule: messenger RNA, 2065 nt
Organism: Seriola aureovittata
Lineage: Eukaryota; Metazoa; Chordata; Actinopteri; Carangiformes; Carangidae
Gene: prodh2
Product: proline dehydrogenase 2
Exons: 11
Coding region: 347-1726 (459 amino acids)
Cellular component (GO): mitochondrion
Molecular function (GO): proline dehydrogenase activity; FAD binding
Source: RefSeq, a predicted model, not a curated record